Molecule: messenger RNA, 1375 nt
Organism: Carya illinoinensis
Lineage: Eukaryota; Viridiplantae; Streptophyta; Magnoliopsida; Fagales; Juglandaceae
Product: protein Mpv17-like
Exons: 3
Coding region: 332-982 (216 amino acids)
Cellular component (GO): membrane; cytoplasm
Source: RefSeq, a predicted model, not a curated record
UAAUUUAGCAAAGAAAAGAAAGCCCAGGAGGAUAACUCGGAUAGGGCAGUCCCACUUCCAAAAACCUAACACAUUUUCUACUUUUGGUCAAAGGGGAACGGAUUUCCUGGCAAAUAGGUUUCUCAUGGAAAGGGAAUUCCGGGAAUUUUUUACAUAGCUUUCUUGAUUCAUUGGAAGAGUACUGUAAUAAAAGAUUAGAUCGGAGAUGGAUUCAUCUGAAUAUUCAAGUUCUGUGCCCAAAUCAGAAUCGCAAAAGGGCAUGGCUUUCAGCAAUUCAUAAUCCUCUCUCUGUCUCUGAGUCUAGUAGUUAUCUCUGUUCGUCCACUGGGAGAUGUUGAAGGUGUGGAAAUGGUACCAGAAUUGCUUGGCCGUCCACCCGGUUAAGACACAGGUCAUCAGCUCAGGUGUGAUAUGGGGUUUUGGAGAUAUAGCCGCCCAGACCAUCACUAAUUACACUGCCAAGAAGCAUCAUCAAAUUCAGGAUGAAGACAAAGAAUUGAAAAUCAAUUGGAAACGAGUGGCUACAACCAGCUUGUUUGGGUUUGGUUUUGUUGGGCCAGUUGGCCACUUCUGGUAUGAAGGUUUGGACCGAUUUAUAAGAUUUCGACUCCUAUUACGGCCCAAUUCCUUCCGAUUUGUUGCUACUAAAGUUGCUGUUGAUGGUUUCCUCUUUGGCCCAUUGGAUUUACUUGUUUUUUUCACUUACAUGGGGCUUUCAACUGGAAAGAGUGUCCCUCAAAUAAAGGAAGAUGUGAAGAGGGAUUUUCUCCCGGCCUUGAUUUUGGAAGGAGGCAUAUGGCCAAUUGUUCAAGUUGCAAAUUUCCGAUACAUACCUGUGAGAUAUCAGCUUCUUUAUGUCAACUUCUUCUGCUUGUUGGAUAGUUGUUUUUUGUCAUGGAUUGAGCAACAACAGGAUGCUCCCUGGAAGCAAUGGUUGAAAUCUUAUCUACCUUUGAAGGAACAAAAAGGCCAAGGUGGGUGAUUUCUGGUCAACCUGUUUCAUCUCUCUUCCAGGCCUUGCUCUGAUCAUGAUGGAGAUACAUGUCAAGCAAAGACUUCAUUGAUAGCCCUAAAAUACCAAAUUCUGUUUUUGAAGUUGGGAUGUGGGAAGCGAUGAAACCAUUUUUCUCACAUUGAUCUGUUUUCACUUGGAAUAUGAGGAAAUUGGCAUUGCUUGUUAUUCUAUCAUGUUUAAUCAAUAAAGAUCUUUUUUUUUUUUGGGGGGGGGGGGGGGGGGGGGGACUGUUGGAUGCGAGAGUUUGCUUCUCAUUAUAUUAAAUCGGAUCUGAUGGGUUUUGUUGUUUCUUAUACUUCAUUGAAAUACUCUCUUACAAAAUUUAUAAGACACUAGAUUAUGACUUGGUCCUUUGUUGAA